Drosophila persimilis is the source of this 1156-nucleotide messenger RNA. RefSeq names its product protein phosphatase PTC7 homolog. NCBI's taxonomy places the organism in Eukaryota, Metazoa, Arthropoda, Insecta, Diptera, Drosophilidae. The record is from RefSeq and is a predicted model, not a curated record. The transcript has a single exon. Bases 215 to 1156 code for a protein of 313 amino acids.
UCGCAUUUAAUUGGAACGUAAAUUAGAAAAUUCGAAAAAUUGUGAGUUCAAUCACCGAAAAAGCUAUUGAUACGAAAGCGGGGCAUGCGACUGAUGCCAAACGACGCGUUUUUCAUGCACGACAAGUUGUAAAAUCGAUAUCUAUAUGUACGAAAGUGAAAAUCCAAAUUGACGCGACCGACCAAACCACGAGACCACACUAGUUUUCUGAGCGAUGCAUUCGCUUCACUGGACAUCGCGUAUGAUAUCGCGGGCCCUGCGUAGCAGCUUUUCCACACUCUUGGAGUCUGCCACUGGGGCUGCGGCCAGCAAGGGUGGCGAAGGUGCUCUCAAGUCUGCCUCACCGCGGCCACAUUUCGUGUCUGUGGUCUGUGGAUUCGCCAAGGACAACCUGCGCCACAAGUACAAGCCUGGAAAGUAUGGCGAGGACUCCUGGUUCAAGGCAUCCACAGAGCAGGCCGAUGUUAUGGGCGUGGCCGACGGUGUCGGAGGCUGGCGCAGCUACGGCAUCGAUCCGGGCGAGUUUUCCUCCUUCCUGAUGCGCACAUGCGAGCGCCUGGUGCAGUGCAGUCACUUUAACCCGCAGCGACCCGUCAAUCUGCUGGCGUACAGCUACUGCGAGCUGAUGGAACAGAAGAAGCCCAUUCUGGGCAGCAGCACUGCCUGCGUGCUAAUCCUCAAUCGGGAGACGAAAACGGUGCACACUGCCAAUAUCGGAGACAGUGGCUUCAUGGUGGUGAGGCAGGGCGAGGUGGUGCACAAGUCUGAGGAGCAACAGCACUACUUCAACACGCCCUUCCAGCUAUCCCUGCCCCCGCCCGGCCAUGGCCCGAACGUGCUGAGCGAUAGCCCCGAGUCGGCGGACACCAUGAGUUUCCCCGUGGAGGAUGGCGAUGUUAUACUCAUCGCCACCGAUGGCGUCUUCGACAAUGUGCCCGAGGACCUCAUGCUGGAUGUGCUGCGCGAUGUGGAGGGCGAACGGGAUCCCGUCAAGCUACAGAUGACCGCCAACAGCCUGGCCCUGAUGGCCCGCACGCUGUCCCUCAACAGCGAGUUCCUCUCGCCCUUUGCCCUCAGCGCUCGUCGCAACAAUAUACAGGCACGCGGUGGCAAGCCAGAUGACAUUACAGUCGUCCUGGCCACUGUUGCAAUGUAA